UUGUUUUCGAUUUCGUUUACAAUGUUUUCAAAAAUGAAAACAAUUUCAUCGAUUUCGAAAACUUUUGUGUUCGAAAACGCAACUUUUUCCGUCACACUUUUUCGAAGCGUAACUACUGUCAAAACGCAGCCUAAUUCUAAACGUCAAACAAGCUCUCGUGACAGUUUGUUUAUACAAUGUUUUUUUUUUAGUUUUCGGGUGAAGUAACCGGAGAGCCGGAGAAGUUUCUGGUGGCCAGAUAUUAACUGGUUCCGUUUCGACGGUGUUUGUGAAAUGAUGUGUGAUGUGAAUAAAUAAAAGCAGCAACAAUUGGUGCACAGUGUCUAGCUGCAAACACCGCCAUCAAAGCCGUUCCGGCCAACCGGGUCGAGCUUAAUAGUGCUUUCGGAUGUGGAGAAAUCACCUGUCCGGGAGAAGUGAAAUGUCGAUCCGCAUGGCCAGCGUCGAUUCUGACAACAGUGAUCGAAAGGACCGGUACAGGUUCAGUUCUGGGAAAAAUACGGAACCGUUGGCAAUGGCCACACUCGAGAAGGCGGACAGCGGAAUGAUUGCAUCGGCGGAACCUGCUCCACGGCCAGCGAGAAAGAAGAUGUUGGCAAGCGGGAAGAAGUCAUCAGCCGCCGCUGGUUGUGCGGAUCGACCUUUGACUUCUCCUGGACAGGGCCACCAGAGGAAGAUGUUGUCCAGCGGGAGAAAGUCAUCAAAGUUCAUACCCUCAGAAGCUUGGCUGCGACGCCGUCCUCUUCCAGAUCUGCAGCCACCUCGAAUUGAACCACGACGACAAGAAAAGCGACCCGGGACAAGGCGCAUCAACCGAACUUGAGCUCCGUCGGCAUCCUGGAGCCGAUCGCGGUCAAGCUUCGGUCGUGCAGAAGGCGCUGAAUACCCACACACACACACUACAUUACACUCUACCACCACAAAACAACAACAUUCUUUAAUUCUUCAAUUCUAAUUAAAAAAAAAACUAAAAAUCUAAAUUUCUAAUUUUUUU
Messenger RNA from Culex quinquefasciatus (southern house mosquito), 994 nucleotides. RefSeq lists its product as uncharacterized. Bases 389 to 823 code for a protein of 144 amino acids. The transcript is spliced from 3 exons. Lineage: Eukaryota; Metazoa; Arthropoda; Insecta; Diptera; Culicidae. The record is from RefSeq and is a predicted model, not a curated record.